GCGUGCAUGCACGUGUGUGUAUGUGUAUGUGUAUUGAUGUGUUUUAUAAAUAUUAAAUAUUUCACUGCUUUUUUUUUGCAGUUCAAAUAAACCUACUUUGGACAUUGCUUACCUUGUUGUAUGGCUAACUGCCCUACUGACACACAUAAAUACACAUGCGCACUAGAGAUGGUGGGGUGCAACUAACCACAACUGCAUUACAAUAUAUCCUGUUAAACCAUCACUGUGAGUUUCUGACUGUCCGUUCUCCAAACAUCCACAGCUUGUGAUUACCGCCUCCUGAGCAAGUUGCUGUCUCCCUUCUAAUCUGAAAGGAAUCAGUCUCCGCACCCAUUUUCUAUUCAACUUUUCAAAUGAUAAAUCUCAAUUUUGCAAAAGGAGUAACGUCCAUGUCAAGAUGACAGAUGGAUUUCGCCCCAAACCUGAACUCUUCCGAUGGCUUCAGCAUGGCGAGAGUGGCCAACGCGUGCGACAUCGACUUCAGCCAGGACACCGUGUUUCUCCCCGUCCUGUACGGCAUCUUCUUCACCGUGGGGCUCCCGCUGAACCUGCUGGCCAUGUACGGGCUCUACCGCCUGAUCAAGUCCGAGAACGUGCUCCCGGUGUACCUGAUCAACCUGCUCCUCUCCGACCUCCUCCAGCUGCUCACCCUGCCGCUGUGGAUGGACUACUACAGCAGUGGGCACCGCUGGCGCUACGGGCCCCAGGCCUGCCAGGUGAUGGCCCUGGUCUUCUAUGUCAGCAUCUACGCCAGCAUAUUCUUCAUGUGCGCCAUCGCCCUGGAGCGCCACCUGGCGGUGGCCCGGCCGUUCCGGUUCCAGGCGGCGCGGAGCCUCAGGAACGCCCGCUGGGUGGCGCUCAGCCUGUGGGUGGCGGUGGCGGUGCCCCCUUCCGUCGCCCUGAAGGUCCUGUUCCCCGUCUCGGAGGACUCCGCCCUCUGCAUCGAGAAGUACCCGUCGGAGCAGGCCUUCGUCACCUACCGCCUGGUCACCCUGGUCCUCUCCUUCUUCCUCCCGCUGGCCUUCAUCGCCGCCCUCAACCGGGCGACCCUGCGGGCGCUGGCGGGCGUGGGCUCCCUGGCGCGGGGGGAGAAGAGGCGGAUCCGCGGCCUGCUCACCCUGCUGGUGGUGACCUUCGUGCUGGUGCUGGGGCCCUACCACCUGGCCGGCUCGGUGAAGUACGUGGGGCUGCUGUUCCGCCCGGGGGACUGCGAGUGGGAGGACGCCGUGUACCUGCCCUACCAGGGCGGCCGAGCGCUGCUCUGCCUCAACAGCCUCCUGGAUCCCGUCUUUUACAUCUUCCUCCGCGGCGACUUUAGAGAGGCGGCCCGCAGGUACGUGCCCUGCCUGAAGAGGGCGCAGUGGUUUGCCAGCCAGGAGAGGUCCUCGGACCUGGGGGAGAGACCCACGAACUCCACGCAAGACCCCGAGAUGUGAAAAAUGAGCGGUCGUUAGAGUUAGCAUGUUGUUCAGCCCUUUAUUUACUUGCAUUGUUUUUAUUGAGCAGGGGAGGCCAGUCUUAUGUGAAAGGGGCCAGUGUAGGUACAGGUUUUUGUUUUUGGUUCAGCAUUAAGACACCUGAUUCUGCUGAUCAGUGUCUUGAUUGAAGGUGGUGAUUAAUUAAAUAGUUGAAUCAGGUCUUAGUGCUGGGCUUAAACAAAAACCUGCAACUGCACCAGCCCUGUUCGGAAAAUAUUGGACAUCCCUAUGAUAGAGUAUGUGAGAUAUACAUGUAAAUGCUAAAUGCUAUAAUGGUAGAAAUCACUGCCAUUUUUUUUGUGUUUCAUAUGAUUCAGUCAUUCUAAAUUUAGUUCCUGAUUAUGAAAUGUUCUUUCAACAUUUUUGACAGAUUUGUGUGUGUGUACGUGCGCGCGCAUGUGUAGGUGUUACUGCUUACCACAGUGUAUAUUUUUGCAUCAUUUGCUAUGUAUUGAAAAUAGUACACAGCUUAUAAUAUUCCAGAUGAUUAUUUUAAGCUUUUUUAAAUAUGAUGCGUAUCAUUUAUUUUUUAUUUUUUGAAUAGUUAAAAAAAAUUCUCAUUAACUUUAUUAGUUAUAACUUUAAAAGUUAUAAUUAUAACUUUAUUAUCUUAAUAGUAGAAAUGUGUUGAAGAUGGCGCAUUCCAUUUUACAACUUUUAUUUAAUGUUUGCUAUUUCAGUUAGGAAAUCUUCAAUUCACAGCUCACAUUAAGGUUUCAACAAUAAUGAUUGUAGUAAUUAACUUCUGACUGCUUUCAUUAACUAUGCAUUACUUUGAGAAGAAAGAAGCUCCAUGUUUCAUUUCAUCAGUGAGUUCUGCGAAAUGACCUGCCAUAUUGUAGAUAACAGGGUUUCCAUAUUUAUGGAUUGUGUAUCAGUGUAUUAUGUUUAGUGUAGCUGUGCCUAAUCUUACCACUUUUUCAUUGUGUGUUCCAUUUUGUAAUGUCAGUUACUGGCCAUCAAAAUCAUUCUUGUAUGUAUGAUAGGUUGUUUAAAAAAAAUAAAAAAUAAAAAUAUAUAUAUAUAUAUAUAUAUUUUUUGAUGCCCAAUCUGUUCUGCCUGCAUAUUUAUUCCGUCUGUGCUGGUCCCAAUCUUGCCAUUCCAUGAAGCCUGAGCUCACCAUGCAAUCAAAAAAAUGCGACAUUGUACACCUCAGAAAAAAUGGUUGAACUCUUACGUGUUAAAGAUGACCAGUGUUGUACAUUAUUUUCCUUUAUUUUUAUGUGGAACUAUUUUUUAUAGGGGGGAGGGGGGUAAACUUACUUGGACGGAGGAUGAUUAAUAUUAAGAUUAAAAUGAUCACAACAUCAAAGUUUUAAUAGUGAAACAGUGAAGAGUUUUUGGAAUGAUUUUCAGUGUAGAAUAUGCAGAAGGAUACAGACAUAGUGCUUCUACUGGCACCUCUAGGUGCCGUUACAUUAGGUUACAACUUGAAACAUACUUAAAAACAGAAACUUCACAUUGUGCCGCAGUUAAACCUACUGAAAAUUCUGUGCAGGCCAAACUCCCAUUUCCCUUGCAAAAUGCCAUCUUACAGAAUACACAGCCCUUGCGCAACUUUACAUUGGCAGUUGAAACAUCCUUUUCUCCAUAAAAGUCAUUUUUAUGUUACCUUUUGUUAUGUCACCUUUAACAUCGCCUUAAAAAACAGUAGUGUGGAACUCCUCAAACUCUAGUUCUACUCUAGUCCCCCCUCCACCCCUCCCUCGACCCAUGUCCCCCCACGCCAGUUAUUCUGUCUCAUUGAACAACAGCAGCUCUUUUGGUUAAUCUCCCUGCAUAAACCGUGUGAGCUGGGAUUUCCUCCAGCACAAUGAACAGCAGCAGUGGAUAGCAGGAUGAAGCACAUAGCAGCGUUCACUCCACUGACUUUAACCAGGAAGUUGCGUUUCGAUCAGGCUGUGGUGCGCAUAAGAUGCAGAAAUGAUGGUCAAGAUCUAAGGUCCAGUAACCACUGGAAUAGUUUCUAUCCUCAAAUAAUGGAUGUUUCAACACAGCAUUUUAGCAUUUGUACUGUAAAUAAAAGGCAAAAUCCUUUUUCAUUUGGUGAAAAUUAUAAACCAUUGGAUGAUCCAAUAUUUUGUUUGUUUUUAGAAUUAUUUAUUUAUUUUAAUUUGUGUCAGGUUAUUGGCAUAUUCAAAUUCUGGCAAAAAUGAAUGAUAAUUAUUGCUGAGUGUUUGAAGGAGUGUUUUUUUGGGGGGGUAGUUCUGUGACUUUCUCUGUUUUUUUUGCCAUUCUUGCUAUUUCCUCCCAUUUUUCCUGCUUUCUGUGAUUUUUUGGCAGUCUUGGAUGGCAACUGUCAACCUUAACAUAGCCUACAUUGUGGUUUAUAUAAGCCUGCACAUUUUAAGCAUAUUGGCAAAUGCUGAGAUAAACAAAGUGUGACAAUGUAUACGGAUUCCGGAGCGUGCUGGGAUUGAGCUUCCCAUCCUUGUCAGUUGCAAUCAGGCGUUUGACAGCCCCUGUUGUCAGUGACAACCAAGUAUAUUUGACUGCAGGAUUGGGGGGGGGGGGGGGGGCAGUGUUGGAUAUCGAUGGGUGGGGUUUGACAUCCAGCCUGACACCUGGAAUUGGUUAAAAACAAUUCCGCCAUUCAAAUCUCUCCAUUGGACUAUCCCUUAGCAUGUCUAAGGGUUGACUGUGACAUCAAGCCCCGCCCUCCCACAGACUGCAGUCAGAUGCUCUCCUGACGACACACGCUUCAUAAAAGGAGCACAACAUGUCGUAUCAAAACAAACUUCAAAGAAAUAACACCAGUCACAUGGUAACCUAUUAUUUUAGUAGUGCAUUUUGAGCAUGCUCUGUUUCUAACAAUGAAAUGCACCAGUCUGUCAAUGUAUUGUACUCAUUUUUGUCCCUUGCAGCAACUGCCACUGAUUUUUUUUCUUUUUUAAACUUCAAGCCCAUGUUACUGGAUUUGCUCGAGUUACUUCUGUCAUUUCCCAUCGCUGUACUUGAGACCUCAGUUAAUUUAAUAAAUUAAUGUUCUCUUUUUUAAAU
Anguilla rostrata (American eel) is the source of this 4478-nucleotide messenger RNA. RefSeq lists its product as uncharacterized. Gene Ontology annotation, cellular component: membrane. The transcript is spliced from 3 exons. Gene Ontology annotation, molecular function: G protein-coupled receptor activity. The record is from RefSeq and is a predicted model, not a curated record. Lineage: Eukaryota; Metazoa; Chordata; Actinopteri; Anguilliformes; Anguillidae. The coding region runs from base 405 to 1436 and encodes 343 amino acids. Gene Ontology annotation, biological process: G protein-coupled receptor signaling pathway.